AUGGACAUUGUUCAAAAGUGGCAUAACUGGCCCUACAAGCACGAUGAUGAGCCUUGGCUCUGUCCUCCCGAGGGUUGGAACAAGGUCAUCGAUGCGGCCGGCUUCAAGGACAAGGACGGCAAGCGAUACGUCGUCUAUAAGCAGGAGGGCGACACAAGCGGCCCAACUGACGGCAACCCUCUGUUCCUCCAGGAGGUGGAGAGUGACGGCAGAACCAUGGUUGGAGAUGCCGUCCUGCUCCUCGACCGUAUCGAAUUUGAGGAUGGCAUGUCGACAGAAGCGCCCAACAUCGUGUUGCUAAAGAACGGCAUGUACGUCUUGUUCUACAGCUCGGGCCACUUCGAGAACAUCAACACCUACGACGUCAAGUACGCCUAUGCCACCAAGGUGACGGGCCCCCCCGUGCCGAGGGAUCUCUGA
This is a messenger RNA of Fusarium falciforme, 420 nucleotides long. RefSeq lists its product as hypothetical. The coding region runs from base 1 to 420 and encodes 139 amino acids. The record is from RefSeq and is a predicted model, not a curated record. Gene Ontology annotation, biological process: carbohydrate metabolic process. Gene Ontology annotation, molecular function: hydrolase activity, hydrolyzing O-glycosyl compounds. The transcript is spliced from 2 exons. NCBI's taxonomy places the organism in Eukaryota, Fungi, Ascomycota, Sordariomycetes, Hypocreales, Nectriaceae.